Messenger RNA from Lineus longissimus, 934 nucleotides. RefSeq lists its product as uncharacterized. NCBI's taxonomy places the organism in Eukaryota, Metazoa, Nemertea, Pilidiophora, Heteronemertea, Lineidae. The coding region runs from base 80 to 841 and encodes 253 amino acids. The record is from RefSeq and is a predicted model, not a curated record. The transcript is spliced from 5 exons.
AUCGCAGCUGUACGCCCGGAAUAACGUCGAGGAAGGAGAAACAAUAUUUUCCCUCUCAGUUUUAUUAUAUCUCGUGAGGAUGAUGUUUGUCUGGUUGCUGAUGUUGUUUGCCGCUUCCACGGUGGCUGCAAGAAAAGGCUUCAACAAGGACGACUGGAGCGUCUACCACAACACCGGGGCUUUCUGCGACACGAUGGUGGCGUCCACGACCGUCAAAAAACCUUACUUGGAAUCCUGCCUGAAAUUCUGCCACAACUACGUCAUGGAGUUCUGUAUGGUGGAAAUAAAGGAAAAUAAGGGAAAAUGCCUUGCAAGUGCGAAAUGCGACAGCUUCCGUCCUUCAAAUACCCCGAAGGAAUCGUUUGUUAUUUACAAGGGGCCAGCGUACGGAGGUGGCAAAUGCACAAUCCCGGAGCGCUUCCAUGGCGACUGGUGGGUGUACGAAGGGCCAAUGGCUUUCACGAUGAAGGGUAAAGAGCUCAACAUCUAUGAGAACAACGGGGCCGACACCAAGAAGUUCAGAUGUGAAUUCCAAACGAAUGACGUUGUUUUAUUGAAGUACACGGAAAUGGUGAAGAAGGAUGGAAAAGUUGAGAAGCCCAAAGUCUGUUGCGACUUUUACGUUUGUUUUAGGAUUUCUAGAUUCGGAGCUGGGAAUCUGAAAGUCGAGAUAAUAACAAAUAACAGCCAUGAUGAAUCAGGAAUGUAUCUUGUGCCCUACACAAAAGGAAUAACAAUGGGCGAGGUCUGCAGUGGUAAUGUGAGCGAAGUUCACCUCCUUAUGGACAGACCAUCACCGGCCAUGCAGCCAGCAAUCGAAGGGGAAUUAGGUGUCGAGUAGGCCGAAAAGGAAUGAGCUUUGCCCCUAAUGGUAGCAUCUAUAACAAGUUGGAAAUGGUGAACGGCAAAUAAAACUGCGAUUUGCUUCUGUUGA